Molecule: messenger RNA, 1353 nt
Organism: Stylonychia lemnae
Lineage: Eukaryota; Ciliophora; Spirotrichea; Sporadotrichida; Oxytrichidae
Source: the annotation of a GenBank genome assembly
AUGUCCUCAUCAAUUUUGAAAAGCAGUAGCAUUAAAAGUUAGCUUAUCAAAACUGCAAAGGGAACUAGGGAUAUGCUUCCUGAUUAAAUGUUCAUCAAGGAUAAGGUUCUUAGUCAAAUAAAAGAUAUAUUCAAGUUACAUGGAGCUGUUGAAAUAGAUACUCCAGUUUUUGAAAGACGAGAAGUAUUUUAGGAAAGAUAUGGGGAGGCCAAUAAAUUAGUUUAUAACUUAGAUGAUUAAGGAGGGGAAUUAUUAUCUAUGAGAUAUGAUCUAACAGUCCCUUUUGCCAGAUUUAUGGCUACUCAUAAUAUUCAAAAAAUAAAGAGAUUUUAGAUUGGAAAAGUUUAUCGAAGAGAUUAGCCUAAUUAGACAUCAGGGAGAUAUAGAGAAUUUUACCAGUGUGAUUAUGAUAUGGCUGGAUAGUAUAAGCCUAUGGUGGCAGAUGCUGAGGUAUUGAAGGUCUUUUGUCAAUAGCUUAAGAAUCUGGAUUUAAAAUUCAAAAUCAAACUAAACGACCGAAGACUUCUAGACUAUGCUAUAAUUGAAAAAGCUUUAUGCAAAUAAGAGCAAUUCAAUUCAAUAUGUACCUCUCUUGAUAAAUUAGAUAAAGAACCAUGGGAAAGUGUGAAAGAAGAACUUAAAUUAAAAGGGUUAGAUCAAGAUUAAAUUAUGAAAAUAAAAGAAUUCAUCGAUAUACAAAGCGAAUCAAGUGUCAAAACUCUUGAAUAGUUAAGAUAUUUAUACCCAAACAAUAAAAUACUAGAUGAAAUUCAGCUUCUAAUAAGAUAUUUAGAGGAGAUGGACUGUCAAGAAAAUAUUCAACUAGAUCCCUCAUUAGCACGAGGUUUAGAUUAUUACACAGGCAUGAUUUUUGAGGCUGUAUUAACAGGAGAGGAGAGAAAUCUAGGUAUUGGUAGCAUUGCUGCUGGAGGGAGAUAUGAUAAUUUAUUAGGCUAUUUUUCUAAAAAUUAAUCUAUUCCCUCUGCAGGAGGAUCUCUUGGUAUUGAGAGGAUAUUCAAUAUACUUGAGGAUAGACAUAAGAAAAGUAAGAGUAUUAUAAACAAUGUUGAUGUUAUUAUUGGUUCAAUGGGAGAAGUAGAGAGCCUUUAAUUGAUGAGAUUAGCAUCAUUUCUAUGGGAUAAUAAUAUUAAAGCUGAUAUAAUUCAUGAAAAGAUUAGAUUUAAGGAUUAAAUUUAGCAAGCUAUAAGCAAGGGCGCAAAAUAUAUGAUUGUUCUAGGAGAGGAUGAGCUGAAACUUAAUAAAGUUUUGAUAAAAAAUCUAAAUGAAAAGUCUUAAUUAGCUCUUGAUUUUGAAAAACCCUAAAUCAUAGAAUUUAUUAAAAAAGGCUUAUGA